Cebus imitator (Panamanian white-faced capuchin) is the source of this 1131-nucleotide messenger RNA. RefSeq lists its product as uncharacterized. The record is from RefSeq and is a predicted model, not a curated record. The transcript has 9 exons. Bases 294 to 1031 code for a protein of 245 amino acids. Lineage: Eukaryota; Metazoa; Chordata; Mammalia; Primates; Cebidae.
GUGCACCCCAUGCUGACGGAUGCUCAGGAUGUUGCCUGGAGAGGCCCACCAUGUGCUGCCGCAACAGAUGGUCGAUUGUUCCAGGCAGCGGAGUCACCAUGGAGUCGUGGAGUCAGUGUGGCCCGGCAUCCAUGGUGCACCUCGUGCUAGCAGGUGGCUCAGGACGGGGCAGUUAUAAUGGGACAUCUGCCAUACGCUGGCAAGGAAGAUGGUCAGUUCUUCUGGGACACAAAGGCCCCCAAAGUCCUUGAGUCAGUGUGGCCUGGCCUCCACGGUGCACCCCCUGCUGGUGGAUGGCUCAGGACGGGGCAGUUGCCUUGAGGGGCCCACCACGUGCUGCCACAACAGAUGGUCGAUUCUUCCAAGCAACAGAGUCCCCAUGGAGUUGUGGAGUCGAUGUGUCCUGGCACCCAUGGUGCACCUCAUGCUGGCGGGUGGCUCAGGACGGUGAGCCUCAGCUGGGAGUGCGGCCAGUGAUGGGGUCUGGUCACGAUAUCAGAUGCCCCAUGGGAGGUGAGGUGUGUGUGCUCAGAUCAAGGGUGGUAGCUGUUAGGGUCAGUUUCCAUGGGACAUCCACCAUACGCUGGCAAGGAAGAUGGUCAGUUUUUCUGGGACACAAAGGCCCCCAGAGUCCUAGAGUCCAAAUGGCCUGGAUCCAUGGUGCACCCCUGCUGGUGCAUGGCUCAGGAUGGGGCAGUUUCUUGAGAGGCCUGCUGUGUGCUGGCCCGAUAGAUGGUCGAUUGUUCCAAGGAACAGAGUCCCCAUGGAGUCGUGGAGUCAUUGUGGCCUGGCAUCCAUGGUGCACCUCAUGCUGGCGGGUGGCUCAAGAUGGAGCAGUUAAUCAUGAAAGCUCCACCACUUGGUGGGAAGGACGAUGGUCGAUUCUUCCGCCCAACGGAGGCCACGUUGAGUCCUUGAUUCGGCGUGCCAUGGCAACUGCAGUGCACUUCAUGCUGGUGGGUGGCUCAGGACGGGGUAGUUGCCAUGGGAGGCCCACCACCUGCCGGAAGGAAGAUGGUCGAUUCUUGUGAGCCACAAAUGCCCUGCAGAGUCUCAGAGUCAGUGUGGCCUGGCUUCCAUGGGACAUCUUGUGCUGGUGGAUGGCUCAGGCCGGUAAGCAUUCCUGUGCCC